AUGGUCGCUCAGUCAAUCUCAAUAGCCUUCAUCUCCUUCAUCGCAUCAGCCCUCGCGACAUCACCAGGCCUUCCCUUCGUCAUCAAUACAUGGGGAGGUGACUUUACCGCCGCAACAGAUGCCGCCUUCCUCGCUCUUCAGCGCGACAGCGCGUCAUCCCUCGACGCUGUCGAGAUCGGCUGCUUGACGUGUGAACGUAACCAAUGCGACGGAAGUGUAGGGUAUGGAGGUUCACCAGACGAAAACUGCGAAACAACGCUCGACGCAAUGAUCAUGGAUGGUACCACCAUGAACUCGGGAGCUGUCGCUGCUCUUCGUAGGGUUCGCGAUGCUAUUUCUGUUGCGAGGCAUGUUCUUGAGCACACGACGCAUUCUAUGCUGGCGGGGGAUCAGGCGACGGAAUUCGCCCUUCAGAAUGGCUUCAAGGCUGAGAAUCUCACGACUGCUGGAUCUGCGGAGAAGUGCCGGACUUGGAAGGAGGACAGUUGCCAGCCGAAUUAUCGAGCCAACGUGAGCCCAAACCCAUCAGCCUCUUGCGGUCCGUACGAACCUCAAUCGGGAGACACGAGUCCACACUCGAAGCAAGCCUCACACGAUACACUCUCCCUAAUUGCCAUCCACACGGACGGUUCAAUGGCAGCAGGAACAACCACCAACGGCGCAUCUCACAAGAUCCCCGGCCGUGUCGGUGACGGACCCAUUGUGGGUAGCGGUUCCUACGUCGACGGCGACGUCGGAGGAUGCGGCGCCACAGGAGACGGAGACGUCAUGAUGCGAUUCCUACCUUGUUACCAAGCCGUUGAGAACUUGCGACGAGGCAUGUCGCCUACAGAAGCUGCUGAAGAUGUCGUUCUGCGGAUGUUGCGCAAGUAUCCAGACAUUUCGAGUGGGAUUGUGGUGGUAGACAAGCAUGGUGAGCAUGGCGCUGCUGGCAGUGGGUGGACCUUUACGUACAGCUACAGAGGGGGAAGCAUGGAGAAGACAGAGGUCAUCACGGUGCCCCCUUUGAGGGUAUCAACACGGGGAGAACUAUGA
Fusarium keratoplasticum is the source of this 1035-nucleotide messenger RNA. RefSeq lists its product as uncharacterized. The transcript has a single exon. NCBI's taxonomy places the organism in Eukaryota, Fungi, Ascomycota, Sordariomycetes, Hypocreales, Nectriaceae. Gene Ontology annotation, biological process: protein deglycosylation. Gene Ontology annotation, molecular function: N4-(beta-N-acetylglucosaminyl)-L-asparaginase activity. The coding region runs from base 1 to 1035 and encodes 344 amino acids. The record is from RefSeq and is a predicted model, not a curated record.